AGGCGACCCUCUUCGACGGGGGAUGGAGUGUGAUCUGCGGCCCUGCAGGGCUGAAGACUGCGCGGAGGUCAUGCGGAUGAUAAAGGAGCUGGCAGAGUUUGAGAAGCUCCCAGACCAGGUAGAAAUCAGUGACCAAGUGCUCCGGGAAGACGGUUUCGCCAACGAUCCUUUCUACAGAUGUCUGGUGGCGGAGGUCCCGCCAAAGCACCAGAGUCGAGACGGACACACCGUCGUGGGAUACGGCCUCUAUUUCUUCACCUACAGUACCUGGAAAGGCAGAAACAUCUACAUGGAAGACCUGUACGUCAUGCCUGAGUUCAGAGGUAAAGGCAUUGGCAAGAAGCUUAUGAGUAAAAUUGCAGAGAUUGGCGUGGAGAACAGAUGCUCCCAGAUGAAGUUUACGGUGCUGGACUGGAAUCGAGCGGCCAUCGACUUCUACCAGAGCCACGGGGCGGUGGACCUCACGGCCGCUGAGGGCUGGCACUUCUUUCACCUCAAAGGAGAUGCCCUGAAGCAGCUAGCGCGGGGGCACCAGGGACAAUGACGUGGCCACCAGCCCCUACUCCCCUCCCAGAGCCAGGGAGAGAACCCAGGAGUCUGGGAUCCCAGGCC
Molecule: messenger RNA, 612 nt
Organism: Chelonoidis abingdonii (Abingdon island giant tortoise)
Lineage: Eukaryota; Metazoa; Chordata; Testudines; Testudinidae
Product: thialysine N-epsilon-acetyltransferase-like
Molecular function (GO): N-acetyltransferase activity
Source: RefSeq, a predicted model, not a curated record